This is a messenger RNA of Corylus avellana, 1119 nucleotides long. Its product is annotated as protein TONNEAU 1a. Gene Ontology annotation, molecular function: protein binding. The record is from RefSeq and is a predicted model, not a curated record. NCBI's taxonomy places the organism in Eukaryota, Viridiplantae, Streptophyta, Magnoliopsida, Fagales, Betulaceae.
UUUAUCCGUCUUCUCGCCCUCUCUCUCUCUCUCUGUCUCUCUCUCCCAGCUUGGAGCAAAGCAUCGAAAGCCUGUGGCUUGUGAGAGCAAGUGAGCGAAGGAAGAGAAAAGCUCAGUUGGAGCAGAAAUGGACGACUACACGAGAGAGAUGAUGGACCUGAAGACCCUCGUCACUAGGACCCUCGAGAAGAAGGGCGUCCUCGCCAAGAUCCGGGCUGAACUCAGAGCAAGUGUGUUUGAGGCAAUUGAAGAGGAGGAUCGGGUAAUUGAAAAAGAAGAUGGUUUGCCUCCUGCAUUACUAGGUAGCUGCAACGAUCGUGCAAAAGAGCUUCAUGCUUCCCCCUCAGGAAGGCUGCUUACUGCUCUUGUAUGUGAAUACUUAGACUGGGCGCAACUAAAUCACACACUAAAAGUGUAUCUGCCCGAGUGUAAUUUGCAAAAGGAUUCUUGGAAAGCUGAGUUGAAAGAAUUUAGUAGCAAGAAUGGAUAUGAUCUCAACAGAAAUGUUGAUAGUCCUUUGCUUUUGGAUGUGCUUCAAGGAUUCUUGAAGUUUGAGAAUCUAUCCCAAGCAAGGAGUUCUGGAAGAAGAUUAACCACUUCAGAAGCUGAGUCCUUAUCUAACUUAGAGUCCAGAAACACUCGGAGGCCUUCUUCAUCUUCUGUUGCCGGGGGCUUACCCCCACUUGGGAGGCCUCUUCCUGCUUCCCAGGCAUCUGAUCGUAGAGGAGGGUCCUCCAUGUCUGGUUACAGGAAGGAUGACUAUAAUUGGAGAUAUGACAGCGAAGAUAUCCCAGAGGAUGUAAUUCGAGCUUCAGCUGCCAUGGAGAACCUUCAGUUGGAUAGAAAAGCUCGAAAUCUUACUACAUCUUGGCGGCAUGCUGGGGAUGGAAUCAGUGAGGAAGAUGGCAGGGCAGACCAUAUGUAGCUGAGAGACACCCUUUGUAUGUCUGCACGUGUAUCCUAAUGUUUCUUCUUGAUUUUUCUUUUUUUCUUUUUCUUUUUAACCUUCAAUGAAAACCAUCAAAUGAGGGUAGUGAUGUGUUGUGUAAGAUUAUUUGUAUUGCGAUGUGAUUUAGUGCUUUGAUUGAGCUUUAUUCUAUUUCAUUUCGUUUUGUUCUA